Messenger RNA from Exophiala aquamarina CBS 119918, 1275 nucleotides. RefSeq lists its product as uncharacterized. Lineage: Eukaryota; Fungi; Ascomycota; Eurotiomycetes; Chaetothyriales; Herpotrichiellaceae. The record is from RefSeq and is a predicted model, not a curated record. The coding region runs from base 1 to 1275 and encodes 424 amino acids. The transcript has 2 exons.
AUGGCUCUCAAGUGGAUAGAGUCCUAUGUAUCGAACAACCAAGGCUUCCAGCUCGAUAUUGUCGGUGAGUCCCGAGCACCUCAGCCAGGCUGUUGGCCUCAACUGCAAGGCACAGAUGCACUGACAUGGCCUUCUUCGCCAGGUUUCCUCGCCAUCCUUGGAGAAGGUUCCGUUGAGACCAUUGCCCAAGUUGCGACUUUGAGUUAUCUCAUCUACGUUCCCCGACUCCUACCUGCGCCCCAGAUAUUCAUUAGACCCUCGCGGCCAGAAAAGCUUGAGACGACCGCGAAUGCUAAAGUUAUUGGCGUCCACUCCGGUAAUACCGGAGAGGACAUCCAUCACGUAGCUCAUGCAUUACAUCGUGGUGACAAGUUGCCUCCUAAUACCGUGAGCUGCGUCCGGGUCAAAGAGAAUGAAAACCCUCGACCAUCGAUUAAACGCUUUGGCCCGUUAGCAUGGCUGUCAUUCUUGGGAUUUGCCUUGUCGGCAACAUUGCUGGGACUAUCUUUAUAUUAUCGUGACGGCAUGUCCCUACUUGCUACGCUCCUGCUUUCCUUCCUGGGCACUGUUACUGGUAUUGCCAAUAAGUGGAAACCCACCCCCAACGACCCGAAACCUGAUCCUCAUUCGCCUCCUGGGGAUGUUGUAAUCAAAUACCCACAAGGAGCCUUCAUUGUGGUGACAUGUGAGGAACGGACGGCCAGAUACCUCUAUUUCAACCCUAGCGAAAGGUGCAUUUAUUCUGUCAAGAGCACUGCCAUCUAUCGAGGUCUCUCGCUAGUGUCAACGCUGUUGCUCAUGGGUGGAGUCAUCUCUUUAGCCAACGCCCGCAUAGAAACUCAAACUGCCUUCGCAGGAUCUUAUAUGCUGAUCAAUAUCUUUUACUGGAUUGGGGCUGCCUUACCACCCGCCCAGCACUGGGAUCUCAGCCGACUUGAAGUGUCCCACAUCGAAGUCAAGGGAGGUACGCCGCCUCGAUCGGCUAGACUCGACAACGUCAAUCCAACCUACACUGAGGCUCUAUGGAAAGCCAUUGCAGUGACCGGCACCAGUAAUUGGGUCAAAGAAGCUGGCUGGGCACCCAAAACUCCGGCAUGGAACGACUGGCUCAAUGAGGCCGAGGAAGCCGCACUGGGGGAGCCACUACAGAGCAGCAAGUAUGUGGCGGAGACUGGGAAAGAAGUUGAGGUCUGGACGAUUCGCAACUGGGACAGCCGGAAUGCAUUGUCAACCUUACUGCGGACGACAACCGACCGGUUCAAUACGAAGAAAUGA